GGGCGUAGCGGCGACGAAAUGAAGCAUGCAGCAUGCGUGGUAGCGGUGUCACGGCUGCGCGGUCCUGCCUUCAACCCCUGGUGUCCGCCAGCCGCUACCUCGCCGUGCAAGCCCUUCCCGGUGAUCCUCUUUACUUCGUCGUUGAGGCGAAGUCGAGAGUGAAGGAGGUGUAUGCACAGACAUGCAUGCUUCUCGGCCAGCAGGGCAUGCGAGACUGCGAACUGUUCGGCCUGGCAAUACUGUCCGACGGCGAGUACCUCUUCGUCGAUCCCGAGAAUAAAUUAAGCAAAUACGCACCUAAAAACUGGCGAAGCUCUCAUACAUACGGCCUAGACAGCAGCGGAAGACCAGCUUUCGUCCUCUACUUUCGCGUUCGCUACUACGUCGACACGCCGUUGCUCCUAAGCGAUGAAACGACGCGUCACCACUAUUACCUGCAACUGCGCGACAAUGUCGUCAGGCAUGGCGGUGGGGUGGAGAGCCUCCAUCCUCACCAUCCCCUACAUGAACCAUCUAUCGUUACGCCCCUGCUCACACUCGCGGGUCUUGCCCUACAAGCCGAUCUUGGGGACUACUCCGAGGAGCGGCACAGGCCACACGCAGGACCUGUGGGAUACUGCAAGCCCACGGAUUACCUACCGCCUCACAUGUGCCUCGAGUCAAAUGUGCUCGCCGUGCUCGCGGCACAGCACAGGGACAACCGGGGUCUCUCAAGGGAGGAGGCAGAAUUGCAAUACAUCCGGGAGGCGGUGCUGCUGGAGGCGCCGCUCAACGCUCACCUUUAUCGGUUGCGAAGAAGCAAGAACGAGGCAGGUCCGGGACGCAUACUCCUCGCGAUAUGUGCUCGCGGGGUGCGAAUCUACGCCGAGGAGGAGACACCACGUGUCUUUGCCUGGAACAACAUCGGCAAACUUUGCUUCGACCGUAAGAAGUUUGAGAUACGCGCAGUCGAUCAGCCGGACAAACUCACCCUCUACAGUGGAUGUGAUGACAAAAGCAAACUGCUUCUGGGACUCUGUAGAGAUACCCAUCAGUUCUCCAUGGCCAUAGCACCUAGAGUAAAUGAAGCGAAGAGACGAGAAGAGGAAGAGAGGAAAGUACUUCGCGACUGCUACAUGUAUCCUGCUCGAUGCAAGUUGAGUUUAACGGCACGCGGGGCGCGCGGUGACCAACGAAUUUCUGUUAUCUCGAGCACCUCGUCCAACACGACUUCUGGAAUUGUCAGCGACCGGGUUCACAGCGAGGACGAGCCAGACACGGCGCCUGCUUCGACUGAAUGUCUGCCACGUCUUACUGAAAAUACUUCGCACUCUGGUGUUCAAUGCGGUGUUGUGAACGGCUCGAAUGCAGACGUUGAGGACCGUUCCAUACCGUCGUCCCCAGUUUCUACUGUGGAUGAAGUUGAUGGUACGGAUAGUACUCCUACGACGGCUGCAUUGCGAUUGGCAUCAAGCGCAGCCACAGCGGCCGAAGGGUCACAAUGUAGCAGCAGCUGCAGCACGGUCGUAGUUGUAAAUGCACCUGCUGGUGGACCGCCGCGAAUGCGACGCACAUCCGCGACUUCCAGUCUGGAACUCGGUUUCUCGCAUACGGCACAGAAUUCAGCGGUUUCGUCAGAAACCGCUAGUUUUCCUGGCGCAAUUUAUGAUAGGUGCAAAAAAGGUGGAAAAUAUGCGGGUACCGACAUUGCAAGUGAAACCAGUGGAGUAUAUACACUAAGGAGCAGUGAAAUGCAAGAUGAAAGAAUGGGAGAUUUAUACUCACCUACCGGUGAUGCCAAUGGAUCUUCUGCAGCGAGCGAUGUGUGUGCCUUAAGUUCCGUUCAGUCUACAACCGACGAGGCUUCCGUAACGUCCGGUUUUUAUACCAUUCACAGUGGUCUUAGGUCCGAAACAAGCGACGUCUACACAGAAGAUGUUGGUACAGAAGAUCAGGAACCCAUUUACAGUGUCUGUAAAGGUGAUGAAGAUGUUAGUAAUGUUGUGUCUACCAUGUCGGGUGUUUCUCUGGAUCAGCAGCUCGAAGAUUCUAGAUCACGGAGCAAUAGUAUACUCAGCGCAGGGAGCUUCAGAGGUGACGGCAGUGAUCCUUCCAGUGUUGGACCUUUAUUAUCAGCCGAUGAACUUUCUGACUUAAUAGUUGGACGUUAUCCUCCUCGAAAAACUAUCAGUAAUUCGAUGGAUUCUGAUUGCGAUUACGUUACUAUGCCUCCACCACCUCCGCCACCACGGACCGAUAGCGAUAGGCAACUUCCUCCACCUCCUCCUUAUCCAGUAAGCAUGGACUAUGCGACAAUAAACUCACCACGACCAAAAAUACCGGAUAUCGAAAGGGAACCUCCACCUCCCCCACCGUACAAUGCCACUCGUGGCGAAUUUGUACCUUUGCCACCACGAAGAACCGAUCCGCCACCGCCACCGCCUUACACUUCACCCAGAGAAAGGAUUCAAAUACCACCGCCUACACCUCCAAGAAAUGACGCGGUAACACCAAGAGAACCACCACCUCCACCACCUUAUCCUGAGGUUCCGGAGGUCACUCGACAAGAAGCAAUUUCUAAAUUAUAUCCAGCUACGACUGAAGAAAUAGUAUCGAGGGUGACGUCGACAAAAAUACAAACUGGUCUAGUGAAUAGUAAGAUGAACGCUACUUUGACGGCUUCGAAGACUAUCAGUACUAAUCAAGCUACCAACGACAUUGCUUCGAUCGCCCCAAAACCACCACCCAGAAUUCAACCACCUACUUAUCCCGGUGACAAAAUGAAACCCACGCCGGUCCACGCGCCCGUCGCAGCUCUUGUCGUUGGACCGAACAAUUACUUGGACGUGCACGCUUCACGAGGUGGUCCGGUUUUGUUACCAUACUUACCACCACCACCGCCCAGCUUGGCUACUGUUUAUACAAGUCAAGUUGCGAGAUCGCAGAUUGAACAGUAUAAACAACAACUGUAUUCAGACGUCGAUUAUGUGAUGUUUCCUCUAAAGGAUCCCGCAGUGUCGAAGCAAGAGUACAUUGACGCAAAACAGGGAUCGCUUUUAGCGGCCAUGGCUGCUUAUCCUCCUCCACCUUAUCCUUCGUUUAACAAUAAAUCAUUAGUAAUGUAUCGUAGUACACCAUACCUUCCUGGUUCCUCAUUCUCGUCACCUACGAAAUACGCUUCGAAUCAAAACCUUAGUAGCAGCGACACGAGUUCUAACAACUACUUACCGCAUAGUAAUUUGAGCAGCCACUACGCUGCUAGUACAAGUUCGCUAUAUAGUGGAGCUACUUGUUCAUCGGCAGGAAGUCAGAGUCUUAGACGCGAACCACCAGCCCCAGCUCAUCCCCACACACUCCACGCGUUUUCUAGAACGAGGAGCGACGAGAAUAUAUUGAAGUGUUUCGACUCGCCUUCCGCCACGAAAUUACAAUCUUUACCACAGUUGAAACAUCGGAGACUUCCGCCGCCUCCACCACCACCACCCUAUGAAAUACAGAACCUCGAGAAGAAUCAACCGCUUCCAUCCGCCUCUUCGUCAUCUUCUUCACCGAAGAAGGCGUCGAAAGCAAAUACGGUGGAGGAACGCGAAGAAGGAAAAGAAGACGGAAUGUUGGAUAUUAGAACGCUACGCGAGAAGAGUCGUAACUUAGACUUGCCACUGAUAUCAGCAUUGUGCAACGAUCGAUAUUUAUUGAAACAGACAAAAGCGUUUGUUAUGCCGAAACACCCUGCUGAGGCCACUUCUUCGACGUCCACAAAAAACGGCUCGAGAAAUAGUAAUGGCGGAACAUCCAGUAGAAAUAAGUAUCCAGUUAGCGGCCUUUCUACAACGCAGAUCACUAAACCUCCAAGAAAAUCAUCGACGAGUACUCACAAACACCCCGCCGAGGUGAAGGGCAACGCUUACAAGGUGACGAAUUCGACAGGCGUGUCGGUUGUAAAAAAAGAUCCGACAAGGGCGUCGCAUUCGUAACAUAAAACGAAGAAAAAGCAACGGAGUUUGCCACUCUAGUGACGCUAUGAAAAUUCUAUACCUCGAUCAAAGUACAUUCCUCAAAGCUGUUGAAACGAUUCCAUAACUGCUCUGUUUUCUGUACUUGGAUAACAAGCAGUAGACAAGAAAAGGUCGACUUAACACCUUAAGUACUUAAAUAGCGUUUCUACACAAACCGUGCUUCUUCAACUCAGGGUGCCAUUUUAUCAUUUACGAUUCUCCUGCUCGUCGCUAAUACUCAAGGAAGAAAAAGAAGUCCGAUGAUAGAUUAGACCUUUACGAAGUUUAAAUGAAUGCCGAAGGUGUCUGUUAUGUAAUAUCUCUUUUCUUAUCUAAUUUCGUUCUUACGAUCUCUUUGAUAUUCCUGAAAAUUGUACU
Messenger RNA from Eufriesea mexicana, 4352 nucleotides. RefSeq names its product protein expanded. Gene Ontology annotation, cellular component: cytoskeleton; cytoplasmic side of apical plasma membrane. The transcript is spliced from 11 exons. The record is from RefSeq and is a predicted model, not a curated record. Bases 33 to 3953 code for a protein of 1306 amino acids. Gene Ontology annotation, biological process: positive regulation of hippo signaling. NCBI's taxonomy places the organism in Eukaryota, Metazoa, Arthropoda, Insecta, Hymenoptera, Apidae.